Messenger RNA from Morchella sextelata, 165 nucleotides. RefSeq lists its product as uncharacterized. The transcript has a single exon. NCBI's taxonomy places the organism in Eukaryota, Fungi, Ascomycota, Pezizomycetes, Pezizales, Morchellaceae. The annotation marks the transcript as partial. The record is from RefSeq and is a predicted model, not a curated record.
AUGGACUCGGAUUGUCCUGUUCGACCCAUAGCCACGGAGCCCGGAAUUGUGGGGCGACGGUUCCCGGGCAACCUGAAAAUCCUGUCCGACAUUCCAGUACUAGACUGCAACAAUACACAAUAUGGAAUGUCGGUCGUGGAUCGUCACUCACAUAUUGGGUUGCAG